AUGGCAUCAAUAAGUUUGAGGAGUAGUUUAAGGAUAUUAUGGACUUCGGUGGCUGCUCUUAUCUUCCUCACGAAGAGUAGUGCCGCACCAGCUUUUGGAGGCACAGAUAAAGCUAUGUCUAAUUAUGACGUGGACUUCCAGAUGUACUUGGCGCAAUACGGUUACCUCAGCCCCUCGGUGAGGAACCCUUCCAGUGGCCACAUUAUGGAUGAGAGCUCGUGGAGAAGAGCUAUUGCUGAGUUUCAGAGCUUCGCUGGACUGAAUACUACGGGAGAACUGGAUGAAGAAACAAUCAACGUCAUGUCACUGCCAAGAUGUGGUGUUCGUGAUAAAGUGGGUUUUGGUGAAAGUCGAGCGAAACGAUACGCCCUACAGGGCUCUAGAUGGCGAGUGAAGAACCUCACUUACAAGAUCUCGAAGUACCCAUCAAGGCUUAAUCGCGCAGAAGUGGACACCGAGCUUGCCAAAGCAUUCUCCGUAUGGUCUGAUUACACUGACCUCACGUUCACCCAGAAACGAUCUGGACAAGUCCACAUUGAAAUCAGGUUUGAGAAAGGAGAACAUGGUGAUGGCGAUCCUUUCGACGGACCUGGUGGAACCCUGGCUCAUGCUUAUUUCCCAGUAUAUGGAGGUGAUGCACACUUCGAUGACGCCGAAGUUUGGUCAAUAAAUUCAAGGCGUGGAACUAAUCUAUUCCAAGUGGCGGCUCAUGAAUUUGGUCAUUCACUGGGACUGUCCCACAGCGAUGUGAGAUCAGCUCUUAUGGCUCCAUUCUAUAGAGGAUACGACCCUGCUUUCCAAUUAGACCAAGAUGAUAUUCAAGGAAUUCAGGCAUUAUACGGACACAAAUCUCAAGUAGACAUCGGCGGUGCUAUAGCCCCAAACCCCACAAUCCCUCGGGUCACGACACAACAGCCGUCAUCAGAGGACCCCGCCUUAUGUGGUGACCCUACUUUCGAUACGAUCUUCAAUUCCGCAGAUGGAGCGACAUUCAUUUUCAAAGGCGAGCAUUACUGGAAAUUAACAGAGAAUGGUGUAGCCGCCGGUUAUCCACGUCUCAUCUCCCGAGCAUGGCCAGGUCUUCCCGGUAACAUUGAUGCUGCGUUUACAUACAAAAAUGGAAAGACAUACUUCUUCAAAGGAUCCAAGUACUGGAGGUAUAACGGUCAGAAAGUGGACGGUGACUACCCCAAGGAUAUUAGUGAAGGUUUCACUGGAAUCCCAGACAACAUCGAUGCAGCUCUAGUCUGGUCUGGAAAUGGCAAGAUUUACUUCUACAAAGGCUCCAAGUUCUGGCGAUUCGACCCAGCUCAACGGCCUCCCGUCAAAUCGACAUAUCCCAAACCCUUAUCCAAUUGGGAGGGUAUCCCAGACAAUAUAGACGCUGCCUUACAAUACACUAAUGGAUAUACGUACUUCUUUAAGGGUGGUUCAUAUUGGCGGUUUAAUGAUAGGACAUUUAGUGUGGACACAGAUAACCCAGCCUUCCCCAGAUCCAGUGGUUACUGGUGGUUAGGUUGCAGUAGCGCACCACGUGGAACUGUCGGAGGUAACGCCCGCCUAACACAGACACCUCUAGAAGAUGACGAUGUCGGAGAUAUACUCUUCGACGCAGAUGGCGCUAGUGAUACUAGAGGGAACAAUGGCGUGGCGGCGUUUAUUCCAAGCACGUGGACGGCGUUGGGACUUGCUCUGGUGGUGGCGUUGUAUACAGGCGCCUAG
This is a messenger RNA of Leptosia nina, 1722 nucleotides long. Lineage: Eukaryota; Metazoa; Arthropoda; Insecta; Lepidoptera; Pieridae. The record is from the annotation of a GenBank genome assembly.